This is a messenger RNA of Lutra lutra (Eurasian river otter), 1604 nucleotides long. It is a transcript of the gene SMOC2, whose product is annotated as SPARC related modular calcium binding 2. Gene Ontology annotation, cellular component: basement membrane. Bases 190 to 1533 code for a protein of 447 amino acids. Gene Ontology annotation, biological process: extracellular matrix organization. Gene Ontology annotation, molecular function: calcium ion binding; extracellular matrix binding; heparin binding. Lineage: Eukaryota; Metazoa; Chordata; Mammalia; Carnivora; Mustelidae. The record is from RefSeq and is a predicted model, not a curated record. The transcript is spliced from 13 exons.
GGAGGCGAGGGAGGGAGCGAGCGGGCAGGAGGAGGAUCCGGGAAGUUCUGGGGUUAUUUGACAGCAGCCGGCGAAGCGGCACCGGACGGAGGGCCGCCGGGUGCGGAGGGCAGCGGGUGGAGUCGGCGCCCAGAGCGCGGGUGAGGACCGCCGCGCCCCGCUCCCCAACGCCUUGCCGCGCGCGUCACCAUGCUGCUCCCGCAGCUCUGCUGGCUGCCCCUGCUCGCCGGGCUGCUGCCGCCGGCGCCCGCGCAGAAGUUCUCGGCGCUCACGUUCCUGCGAGUCGAUCAAGAUAAAGACAAGGACUGCAGCCUGGACUGCGGGGGCUCCCUGCAGAAGCCCCUGUGCGCGUCGGACGGCAGGACCUUCCUGUCCCGCUGCGAGUUCCAGCGCGCCAAGUGCAGAGACCCUCAGCUGGAGAUCGCGCAUCGAGGAAACUGCAGAGACGUGUCCAGGUGUGUGGCCGAGAGGAAGUACACCCAGGAGCAGGCCCGCAAGGAGCUGCAGCAGGUGUUCAUCCCGGAAUGCAACGACGACGGCACCUACAGCCAGGUGCAGUGUCACAGCUACACCGGAUACUGCUGGUGCGUCACGCCCAAUGGGAGGCCCGUCAGCGGCACGGCCGUGGCCCACAAGACGCCCAGGUGCCCGGGUUCCAUAAAUGAAAAGGUGCCCCAACGGGAAGGCACAGGAAAAACAGUCUCCUUGCAAAUCUUUUCCGUUCUGAAUUCAGAUGAUGCCACAGCUCCAGCGCUGGAGACUCAACCCCAAGGAGAUGAGGAAGAUAUUGCAUCACGCUACCCCACGCUUUGGACUGAGCAAGUUAAAAGUCGGCAGAACAAAACCAGUAAGAAUGCAGUGUCCUCGUGUGACCAGGAGCAGCAGUCAGCCCUGGAGGAGGCCAGGCGGCCUGAGAGCGACAAUGUGGUGAUCCCCGAGUGUGCCCAUGGUGGCCUCUACAAGCCGGUGCAGUGCCACCCCUCAACUGGCUACUGCUGGUGUGUCCUGGUGGACACCGGACGCCCCAUCCCCGGAACGUCCACCAGGUAUGAACAGCCAAAAUGCGACAACACAGCCCGGGCUCACCCAGCCAGAACGAGGGAUUUGUACAAAGGCCGCCAGCUCCAAGGUUGUCCUGGUGCCAAAAAGAAUGAGUUCCUGACGAGCAUUUUGGACGCGCUGUCCACCGACAUGGUCCACGCGGUCUCCGACCCCUCCUCCUCUGGCAGGCUUUCCGAGCCCGACCCCAGCCACACGCUGGAGGAGCGAGUGGUCCACUGGUACUUCAAGCUACUGGACAAAAACUCCAGCGGGGACAUCGGCAAGAAGGAGAUUAAGCCCUUCAAGAGGUUCCUUCGGAAAAAGUCAAAACCCAAAAAAUGUGUGAAGAAGUUUGUCGAGUACUGCGACGUGAACAACGACAAAUCCAUCUCCAUGCAGGAGCUGAUGGGCUGUCUGGGGGUAACGAAAGCAGAAGCCCCUAGAGCCAACGCGGAAGGCGCCGCUAGCAGACAGCCGAGGAAGCAAGGAUAGUGGCUCACACAGCCAAGGCCGUCCUAGACAUGUGGGAGACUCCCUCACCAAAAGGCAAUUAAAAAACAAAA